Molecule: messenger RNA, 654 nt
Organism: Arctia plantaginis
Lineage: Eukaryota; Metazoa; Arthropoda; Insecta; Lepidoptera; Erebidae
Source: the annotation of a GenBank genome assembly
AUGGCGCGAUUACCAGAAAGCGAAAUUACAAAGUAUUUAGAAACUUUUGAAGAUUCAGAAGAUGGCUUAGACGGGUCAGACUCCGAAGUAGAGGAUGAAGCUCACUAUUAUCAAACAGCUCGAGAUGUUCUUCGAGACCUUGAAAAUAGUGACGAAGGUGAGAAUGCCCAGUCUGAUAAAGUGGAUGCUGAUCCUCCUCUCGUAAUCGACAACGAUGAAAAUAUGCCAGACCCUCCUAUUUUGGAAGGCGAAGAAGCAGCACCCCAGAGUAGAUCACAAGGGAUUUCUAAACGACCUCUGGUUUGGCGAAAUCGGAAUCUUAUUACUGCUGAAGACAGCCUUAUUUUUAGGGGAGAGACUCAGAUAACGGAAGCAUUGAUGUCUUGUAACACGCCACUAGAACUUGCUGAAAUGCUCUGCAAAUUGGGUCUACCUGCAAAUGGCGCUAAACGUGGUCGACCUAGUGGGAGCACAAUACAAAGAGAACUUGUAAUGAAGAAGUUCCGAGGACCAGCUCAAGCAAUUCCUUUGAAAGACGUCAGAUUGGAUCAGACAUGUCAUUGGGCAGUUUGGCUGGAUAAGCAGCAGAGGUGCAAAUUCCCAAAAUGUUCAGGCAUUCAAAAUGUGCCAAAAAUGUCGUGUAUCUUUAUGUGA